Linum trigynum is the source of this 2532-nucleotide messenger RNA. NCBI's taxonomy places the organism in Eukaryota, Viridiplantae, Streptophyta, Magnoliopsida, Malpighiales, Linaceae. The record is from the annotation of a GenBank genome assembly.
UCUCAAUUCCUCAGCUUCUUUUGGAACACAAUAUGUUGAGAAGAGAAAAUGUCUGAAUCGUACAGAUAAAGAAGGAUGAGGACCAAAUCGUAGGUUGGGCAUAACUUCAGGGAUGAAAAUAGACUAAAUUGCAAUAGUAGUAGUAGCAACGAGUAAGUAUGACUAAUAGGUGUCUACUACUGUCUUCGAAUUUUGAAAUUUUAGACCGAGCGCUACAGUUUCCAUUUUUGCUGCUCCUCUCCUUCGUCGCUUCAUCUCCCGCCGACUUGCACACGACGAGGCGGAGCGGAAAAGACCGAAACCCUAAAAGCAGCCAGAAGACUCUGCUGCAGAUCUUUGGUCCGGAGAAGAAAUUUCAACAAUGGCGGGAGCGAAGAAGAAGGUGACGAGUUACGAAGAAGUCCGGCGGCAGAGGGUGGAAGAGAACAAGAAGAGGAUGGAAGACCUCAACUUGCUGAAGCUCGCGAAGCAUCUUCGUCCCCAACCCAAUCCCACCUCCAAUCCUUCCCCUGCGAAACCCAGAGCUCGCCGGCCGGCGGUGCUGGCUCCGGCGAGGAGGUCGUCACGAAUAGCGGACCAGCCCUCCGUUAGCUACAGGGAAGGACCAGUGGAGCCAUUAGGCGAAACAAGAAGGACCUUUCGCUACCAGAGAAGAGAUCUGCUGAAUCGUGUGUAUGCAUCUAGUGAGGUAAGGCAAUAUGCGAUUCAUAGAGCUGAAGAACUUCAAUCCACCCUGGAUCCUGAGCAUCCGAGCUUUGUGAAACCCAUGCUCCAGUCCCAUGUCACUGGAGGGUUUUGGCUGGGGCUGCCAUCCCUCUUCUGCAAGACGUACCUUCCGAAGGAGGACGAGAUGAUGACGUUGAUAGACGAGGGAGAAGAGCCAUCUCAGACCAAGUACCUUGCUGGGAAAACUGGUCUCAGUGGCGGUUGGAGAGGGUUCGCCAUUGAUCACGAGCUGGUCGAUGGAGACGCAUUGGUAUUCCAGCUGGUCAGCCCCACAGAGUUCAAGGUAUAUAUCAUUAGGGCAAAUGAAGUGGGGGGCGAUUCUGAGAAGGAAAACCAAGAUGAGGAGGAGGAAGAAGAUGAAGCCUUAGAGAAGGGAAAGCAGGCCAAGGCGAAAGCUGCAGAGAAGGAAAACAAGAACGAGGAAGACGAUGAUUUGGACAGCACUAGGAGGCGUUCUAAACGGAUCAGAACAGGUCGAAAGUAGUGUCCCAUUUGGAGCUGAAAAUGGGGGAUUUUGUUUUGGGCGCUGGUAGCAGUAGGCAUUCCUUUUGUGCUGUGGAAAGGCUAGCUUUCCUAAGGUACGCCAGUGUCACUCUUAACCAUCGGACCUGUAAUUUUAGUCGUAGCUAGGUGAAGACUCCCAAACAACUGCAGCAGAAAUUGCUGAUUUUUGUCAUCGGCAGAUAACUCUCGACAUGGAAUUUUCCAUUGGUCUUUCAGUGUGGCCGAUUGUAGGGAAGAGAUUUAUGGUUAUAAACGUAGGAUUUCUUAGCUGAGGGUUUCUUCUGUCUUCAGUACUACUUCAGUUCCAAAGUUACAUAACAAUCAUCAUCCUGGAUCAAGCUAAUGUUUCAACUUCUACUUCGUCGUAGAUGAAUGUUCAUGCUUAAAGACUGCACAUAGUCCACAUUCCUUAUUUUUUUCCUGUAAAUGUUACAAAAUUGUUCAGAACAAUCGUGCCUGUGCAUGUGUAACAACCAACAACUACAGAGUUCUGGAGCUGGGGGCUGCCAGCAAACAGUUCUAUAGUCUAGCAAUCUUUUGAUUGAAGGAUGGAUCAAUGCAGACGACAAUCUGCACAAGUUUUAAAUGUUCAAGAACAUGAGAGACACAUCCGAGUAUCUGACUGUGCAAAUAUGGAACAGUGUUUUUGGCAAUGAACUGGAUCAAUGUCGUAGAGCAUUGGAUUCCUAGCUUAAUCGAAAGAGCCAUCUUCUGCAGUUGGUUGAUUGUGUUGACCCAUAAACGUGCAGGCAUGACUCUCUUUAUCGUUCUCACUCAGACUCACUCUCUCGAUAACUCAUUGCGUUUGAGGUGUCUGAAAUUCUCCAUUCAACGUGCUUAGUGAGGCAGGAGAGAGCGACAGUCGAUGAUCUUUUUAACUGAAAUUUUCUUGUCUUUUUUUGUUUCCUCGUUAUUUUUUAAUCAAAUUUGUUAUUAAAUAAAUUGCGUGCCACUGGUUUUAUAUGAGCUCAUGCAUUUAAGAAAUUGAAAAUCACAUCAACGAUCACGCUUGACUAACUCAACUAAAGUGAAAAUGAGCUCACAUGAAUUUGCCCACAACGAAUUCUCCAACUCUCUUGUAAAUAGUAAACUCUUGAGUUUUUCUUAAAGAACAGUAACUUGCAUUUUUUGGAACUUACACUUUAAUUAAUAAAAAUAAAAUAUAAUUCUGAUAAUGAUAAUUUAAUUUUUAUGUACUAGGCCUUUUCCUUGCAACCUUUUGCUUAUGAAAAUAGUUUAGCAGAAGGCCCAAAAGAAAUUGUUAUGUCGAAAUUCAAUUUAGAAUUAAUCCGGAAUUUAAAA